Lobosporangium transversale is the source of this 2069-nucleotide messenger RNA. RefSeq lists its product as hypothetical. The transcript is spliced from 2 exons. The record is from RefSeq and is a predicted model, not a curated record. Bases 131 to 1798 code for a protein of 555 amino acids. Lineage: Eukaryota; Fungi; Mortierellomycota; Mortierellomycetes; Mortierellales; Mortierellaceae.
CAGAUAAUUCUUCUUAUUAUCUUUUAUUAGCUAUAUAUUCCAGUAUGCUUUGAAUUAUCUUCAAGAGAGUGAUAAUGAGCACCGAACAGUCCUGAUAAUAACAGAUACCAAGGCUCAUCUCAAAGAAUGGAUGCUUCAUGAACAAAAACUCUAUGCUCCACCUGAACAUGAAACAAAGCAAAAAACAAAAAACGGUCCAUUACAACAAACAUCAGACGCCAUAACAACAACAACAGCAACAGGAACAAAUUCAGGCGUAGAUGAAUCAAUUAAUAAGAUAAGCAAUGAUCAUGCCGGACCGUGGCAGCAUUUAUUUCCUUCAGGCCCUGGGCCAGACGGAUACGAUGAGUUUAUAUCUGCAACCCAAUCCCAGCUACAAACCCAACAAGGAUCAUUAGGCUCCCAGAUACAGUUGGCUCAAAUGCUGCCUUCAUUGUUACCAGAAAUCAUCGAAGAAGCAGAGGAUGAGGGAAUAGAAGGAGAAGAAGGAAGAGCAGAAUCAAGGAGCCAACCCAUGUCUAUUUCUGGAAGCAGUCUUGAAUACAAAACCAAUACUGUUAACCUCGAUGAUGACGAUAGUAAGGAUGACGAUAAAGAUGAUAAUAAUAGCGACAAUAAUGCCAAUGUCAAUGAGGAGCCAUUUCGAGCAGAUCUAUGGUCAAGAAUCCAGAUUCGAUAUGUGCCUACGCUUGCUCAUCUUCAGUCCUUCUUUCGAUGCAUACACCUCGACCCAGAAGAUACACAAGAUAAAACGUUUGGGUACCAUCAUCAACAUAAAUGGGUAACGGAUAAAGGCAUUAGUCCGACUUUGGACGAGGAUGAGGAUCAUCAUCAUAGGCAGGAAAGGGUGAAGCGGUGGGAGAAGCACAAUGACAAUAGGAACGACGAUAAGAACAACUAUAAUAAUAAUAAUAGUAAUGAUAAUCAUUUUAACAGCGGCAGCGGAGAGACUAUUGAACCUUCGAUCCCAACUCUAAUCAUAUUAAUUGGAUGUUUCAGUGGUCAUUUUUAUAAAAGUGUUAAUCCUGAAGGCCAGACACGAGUAGCCACUUCAUCGUUAUGUGCCUUACCCUCACCAUACAAUUAUAGAGGUGAAUUAACUGAGAUCCCAACAGUAGGAACUGCAGCAACAGCUCACAGCGCACAACAACAGCAGCCGCAGCCAGAAACAUUUCAAACAUUCCCGUCCGCUAUAUCAAUGACGAGCCAUACCAACGAUGAAGAUCGUGAACGUGUUCAAUAUAUUAAAAUGGCUAACCAGGCAUUGAGCGAAAUCAAGGACAGCCUCGAGUGGAUUCAACGCGCCUCUGGACAAAAUCCAGAACUCUUGAUUUUUGAAGAGAAUCGAAUAUCAUCACCAGCAAGCAUCAAUAAUCCACCUGCCAAUCCUCAGCCGCUACCUUCUGAACGUGAACUUUGGCUUCAACAAAUUGUUGGGUUUUGGACAGAUUGCUUCAUAGUGGCUGAAGUACAAGAUCCAGCACUAGAAGUGGAGCAACAGCAGCAUCCGUCAACUGGUUAUUAUAGUCAGGAGCUACCUAAUAGAGGGGACACAGCCAUAUCUGAUAAAGUCGCUACGAUUAAGUCUAAGGAUUGUAUGCGUCUCUGGAUCAAAACUCGACAGAGCAUCAGAGCCAUUCUUUCUAACGGAAUAGAAGGAAUAAUAGAACGAUUAAGAGAUCUGGACGAGACCCCAAAAGCAUCAGCACCAGCAGCUUCCUCUAUCGGAGCUAUUGUCGGAUUAGAUUGGGAGAUUGAUCAAACAGCUACACGAUGUCGCUUUCAGUUGCUGACAUGAUAUAUUUUUUUAUUAUAUUUUUGUCCGCAAAGUUAAAUGCCUUACAGCUUACAGCUGGAUGAAUAUGUGCAAAAAUAGAGUGGGGGACUAGGGUAGUGAUUUGAAAAGAAAAGAAAAGAAGAAAAAAUAGCUCUACCAAGAAAGCACUUAAUCUUCUCAAUGUUUAAAUACCCUCUCUUUUUAAUUGGCGGCAAUGACCUCGAGAUAGGCCUUGCGGUGUGGGUUUUCAUCACAUGGACCUAAAACAACAACCAAUCCCCGUGAUAUAUAG